UAAAUUUAUACGUUGUUGUUACAUAAUCCAAACAAAAAUGAAUCAGUUUCUCCACAUACAGUGAGGUAAUAAUGUGCAAGUUAACCUCCAAGCCAUAAAAAUAUAUGAACAAAGUACAAAACAGAUGUGAUACAUUUCUUGUAUAAAAUUGGUAUUUUAGUAUACUCAUUUAAUAGAAUAAAUGAAAAAUGUCUCGUGGCCAAGACAUUUUAGCAAUACUAAAGAGCUUACAAAGCAUAGCGGAGGCGGGUCUUAAAUUGAACGAGUCGGAGCUGAAAGUAAUUUGGAAGAAUUCAAGUUUUAAAUCUGCAUGCCAGGAAUUACCUCAGAAAUUAAAACCAGACGAAAACAUAACAAACAUUAACGAGCUACUUAAAAUUAUUAACGAUGGCACUGGGCGACUCUCCACUGUUUUCACCGGCGUCAGCCAAUUUGCUAGAUACAAACCUAACGAAGGUUCUAAUACAAAAGAUAAUCAGACAAAACCACCACCAUCAAGUCAUCCACCGCCACCAUCAAGUCAUCCGCCACCACCGUCAAAUAAAUCUCCGCCACCUACAUCAAGUAGCAAAGAUUCGAGAGAGACACCAAAUCCGUUUAAAAUUCAUUUAACUGAUAGCGAUAAAGAACUUUUAAAGAAAUUGGAUCGCGAGCAUAGAGAAAAGAUGGCAAGGGAAUUCAAUAAGAAGAAUAUUGUGUUAGAGGAUGAAUUGAAGAAGAACAAAGAUGAAAUUGUGGCGGUUCCCAAUCCAAAGUCGCAACAAUCUUUGAGCUCAUCGGCUAAGCAAAGAACUGUUCCAUCUACUCGAAUAGGCAGAAUGAUGUCAUUCGGUAAUUUAGCCGCAGGCUUGGGUAUCGGAACUUUGGCCGAGUACACGAAACGAACUCUGGGUUUAAAAGAAGACGAUAGCAAUAUUUUCAUGAACAAGGCAAAUAUGGAGAGGAUCGUGGAUACUCUGUGUAAAGUUCGUGGAGCCGCUCUGAAAAUUGGCCAGAUACUUUCAAUACAGGAUGAUUCUAUUGUCAAUCCCGAAUUGGCUAAAGCGUUGGAACGCGUUCGAAAAUCCGCUGAUUUCAUGCCGACCUGGCAAUUGGUCAAAGUCUUAGAGAACGAUUUGGGCGCGAAUUGGAGGAAAAAGUUUUCGGAAUUUAACGAAACGCCUUUUGCUGCUGCCUCAAUUGGUCAAGUGCAUUGGGGUAAAACGCAUGACGGCACUGAAGUCGCUGUGAAAAUUCAAUAUCCCGGCGUUGCGAAAGGAAUUGAAAGCGAUAUAGACAACUUAAUUGGUAUCAUGAAAGUCUGGAAUAUAUUUCCCCCCGGUAUGUUCGUCGACAAUGUGGUUAUUGUUGCAAAGCGUGAAUUAGCCUGGGAAGUUGAUUAUCUCAGAGAAGCUGAUUGCACUAGGAAAUUUAGGGAUCUAUUGAAACCAUACCCUGAUUAUUAUGUACCAGAAGUGCAAGAUACGCUAUCUGCGAAACAAGUUUUUACUACAGAAUUAAUUGAAGGCUUACCAGUUGAUCAGUGUAUAGAUUUACCAUUGGCUGAUCGGAAAUUUAUUGGUGCUAAAGUCUUGGAAUUGGUUCUAAGGGAGGUGAUGGAAUUUCAGUAUAUGCAAACUGAUCCGAAUUGGGCCAACUUCUUUUACAACCCAAAAACUAAAAAGGUUCUGCUGUUGGAUUUUGGAGCGAGCAGGGCUUAUACUAAAAAAUUCACCGAUCAUUACGUGAGGAUUAUUAAAGCCGCCUCUGAAGGCGAUCGCAACACGAUUUUGACUUACUCUAGGGAACUUGGAUUUUUCACUGGAUAUGAAAGCAAAAUUAUGGAAGAAGCACAUGUGGAUGCGGUGAUGAUACUUGGCGAAGUUUUUCGUAAAAAUGAAGAAUUUGACUUCUCGUGUCAAAACACAACGGAGAGACUCCAACAGUUGGUUCCGACUAUGUUGGCUCAUCGUCUUUGUCCGCCGCCCGAAGAAAUCUACUCCUUACAUAGAAAGAUUUCCGGUGUUUUCUUGCUUUGUGCUAAGUUGAAGGCGACGGUUCCGGCAAGGAAAAUAUUUUUAAACUUAUAUGAAAAUUAUCAUUUCGAUUACUAAUGAAUGCACCACGUAACGAACUAAUAAAAUGCAUAUUUAUUAAUA
Nicrophorus vespilloides is the source of this 2138-nucleotide messenger RNA. RefSeq names its product aarF domain-containing protein kinase 4 (gene Coq8). The coding region runs from base 189 to 2093 and encodes 634 amino acids. The transcript has 7 exons. Gene Ontology annotation, biological process: ubiquinone biosynthetic process. NCBI's taxonomy places the organism in Eukaryota, Metazoa, Arthropoda, Insecta, Coleoptera, Silphidae. Gene Ontology annotation, cellular component: extrinsic component of mitochondrial inner membrane. The record is from RefSeq and is a predicted model, not a curated record. Gene Ontology annotation, molecular function: kinase activity.